Molecule: messenger RNA, 4430 nt
Organism: Triticum dicoccoides
Lineage: Eukaryota; Viridiplantae; Streptophyta; Magnoliopsida; Poales; Poaceae
Product: protein unc-13 homolog
Exons: 3
Coding region: 367-3600 (1077 amino acids)
Source: RefSeq, a predicted model, not a curated record
AUCAUCCUCAUGGAGGUCCAACCUCUUAAUCAGUUCCUCCACAUCUUCUGCUCCACGUUUCCCUCCACUGCUGCUUCCACUCGCCAUCUCCUGAUGUUUCCUGGCACUUCCUCCCCCGAUUGCAACCAAAGAACCUCGACAGCCAAGGCCGGCAAGAAACCCAGGCUUCCCUUGAAUCAGCCCGAACUGUCCGAGGUAGAUGGGAUGAUGAAAAGAGAGAUCUCGCUAGGGUAGAUCGAAACUCUCGGCGGCGGCGCCAGAGGAGCCCUAAACCCUAGUUGAGACACCGGGGGAAAAAAACUCUCUUGUGGCAAAAUCGCUGGAGCGGCAGCAUCAGCACGGGGCUAAGCUUUUGCUAGUAGCACCAUGGCACGGCAACCGGCCAAGAAUAACCAGACGUGGAAGCGUGCGCGGAGCGGCGGUUUCGGGGGGCGCCUCCUUCCCGCGCGCGUGGCCCUCCCUCCCCUCCACCAUUUCUGGGUCGCCCCCGCCUCUGCCUCGGCCCGAGACACCACGCGCUCGGCCGGGACAUCCAUGCCCAUGGGGCCGCGCCUCCUGCAGCACUACCGCUCCCGCUCCGCCUCCUACGCGCGCUCCCCGGACGCCGACGCCCUCCACGGCAGCCCCGGCACCGCCGCCGACGCCCUCGACUGCCCCUUCGGCCGCCUCGAUGGCCUCUCCCGCGCCGACGUCCGCGAGGCCGCCUACGAGGUCUUCUUCAUGUCCUGCCGCGCCGGCGGCGGCGGCAACGCCAAGGGCGCCGCGUGCGACGGCGCCGAAGGCGGGGACGCCUCGCCCAGGAUCGGCGCCGGGCCCAGGGGCGGCACCGGGAUGAACGUCGUCAACAGCCGGGUCAAGCGCGCGCUCGGGCUCAAGGCGCGCAGGGCGACGCAGCCCUCCACCGCCCUGCGCAGCGGCAGCUUGAACGCCUCCUCCGCGCCCGGUUCCCCCGGCCGCGCCGUGCGAGCGCCGGCCGGGUCGCCCAGGGCCAGGCGGCCCAUGACCUCGGCCGAGAUCAUGCGGCAGCAGAUGCGCGUCACGGAGCCCGGCGACGCGCGCCUCCGCAAGACGCUCAUGCGCACCCUCGUCGGACAGGUGGGGAGAAGAGCGGAGACGAUCAUCCUGCCGCUGGAGCUGCUGCGGCAGCUCAAGCUGCCGGACUUCGCCGACGGCGCCGAGCACCACCAGUGGCAGCGCCGCCAGCUCAAGCUCCUCGAGGCGGGCCUCAUCACGCACACCUCCGUCCCGCUCGACCACCGCCACAGCGCCUCCGUGCUCCGGUUCCGCGAGGUCGUGGAGGCGGCCGAGGCACGCGCCAUCGACACCGGCAAGGCCUCCGACGCCAUGCGCGCCCUCUGCGACGCCGUGCUCGCGCUCGCCUGGCGCUCCGCCCCCGCCGGCGAGGCCUGCCACUGGGCCGACGGGUACCCUCUCAAUGUGAUCCUAUACGUCUCCCUCCUCCAGGGCAUCUUCGACCUCAGGGACGAGACCGUCGUGCUCGACGAGGUGGACGAGCUCCUGGAGCUCAUGAGGAGGACGUGGGCGACGCUCGGCAUCAACCGGAUGCUGCACAACGUGUGCUUCGCCUGGGUCCUCUUCCAGCAGUACGUGGCCACCGGGCAGGUCGAGCCGGACCUUGCCGGCGCGGCGCUCGCGGUGCUCGCGGAGGUGGCCGCUGACGCCGGCGCCAGGCAGGACAGCCCCCGUGACCCCGUGUACGCGCGGGUGCUCUCCACCGCUCUUGGCGCGAUACGUGACUGGUCCGAGAAGCGCCUGCUUGACUACCACGAGUGGUACGGGAAUGGCGGCACCGGCACCGGCAGCACCGCGGCGUUGGAGUGCGCUCUGUCUUUGGCGCUCGGCACCGGCAAGAUCAUCGCCGAAAGUGUGCACGCGGGUCACGAAUGCGGCGGCGAUCGCGUCGACUACUACAUCCGUUGCUCGAUGAGAAGCGCCUUCGCCAAGGUCCUCGAGAGCGGGCUCGGGCAGGAGGUCUCCGGCCACCAGCGCGACGUCGACGACACCAGCGGGAUCCUGACGCAGCUGGCCAGGGACACGGAGGAGCUGGCGCAGUGGGAGCGCGAGGGCUUCAGCCCGGAGCUGAGGCGGUGGCACCCGUUCCCGGCGGCGGUGGCCGCGGUGACCCUGCACGGCUGCUACGGCGUGGUGCUGAAGCAGUACCUGGGCAAGACCGUCUGCCUGACCGACGAGCUGGUGCGCGUGCUGCACGCGGCGGGCAGGCUCGAGAAGGCCCUGGUGCAGAUGGUGGCGGACGACGACGGCGAGCCGGUGGUGCGGGAGGUGGUGCCCUACGACGUCGAGUCCGUAGUGGUCGGCUUCCUCCGGACGUGGGUCGAGGAGCGGCUCAGGGUCGCCAGGGAGUGCCUCCUCAGAGCCAAAGACACCGAGAGCUGGACCGCGAGGUCCAAGAAUGAGCCGUACGCGCAGUCGGCAGUGGACCUGAUGAAGCUGGCCAAGGCCACCCUGGACGAGUUCUUCGCGAUCCCGGUGAGCGCGAGGGGCGGCAUGCUACAGGACCUCGCCGACGGCCUCAGCGCCGUCUUCCAGGACUACGUCUCCUUCCUCGCCUCCUGCGGCAACAAGCAGAGCUACCUCCCGCCGCUGCCGGCGCUGACGAGGUGCAACCAGGACUCGACGAUCAAGCGGCUGUGGAAGAGGGCGGCGGUGGCGCCGUGCCGGGUGCCCCUGACGAGCGGCGGGCGCGGCAACGCCCCGUACCACGGGGGAGGCCAGAGCGUGAGCGCGGCCGGCGGGCACAACCCGCGGCCGUCAACCAGCCGCGGCACGCAGCGCCUCUACGUCCGGCUCAACACGAUCCACUACAUCCUCAGCCACAUCCAGGCGCUCGACAAGUCGCUCUCCUUCUUCUCCGCGGGCGGCGGAGCAUGCACCUCGCCGUCCACCACGAGCCGGCUCCUCGCCGCGCCAUGCUGCCACUUCGACCACGCGCGUACCGCGGCCCAGUCGGCCAUCUCCCACGUCGCCGAGGUGGCCGCGUACCGGCUCAUCUUCUACGACUCGCACCACUCGUUCUACGACGGGCUGUACGCGGGCGGCGUGGCCGACGCGCGUAUCCGGCCGGCGCUCCGCACGCUGAAGCAGAACCUGUCGCUGCUCGUGUCCAUCCUGGUGGACCGCGCGCAGCCGGUGGCGGUGCGGGAGGUGAUGAAGGCCUCGUUCCAGGCCUUCCUGAUGGUGCUGCUCGCCGGCGGCAACCAGCGGAGCUUCACGAGGGAGGACCACGGCAUGGUGGAGGAGGACCUGCGGAGCCUGAAGCGGGCCUUCUGCACGCGCGGGGAGGGCCUGGUGGCGGAGGAGGUGGUGGAGAGCGAGGCGGAGGCCGCCGAGGGCGUGGUCGCGCUCAUGGGGCAGACGGCGGAGCGGGUGGUGGAGGAGCUAAGCAUCGCGACGACGGCGGCGUGCGGCGGGUCGCCCCGGGCCGCGCUGCCGAUGCCGCUGACGACGCGGCGGUGGUGCCGGACGGACCCGGACACGAUCCUCCGCGUGCUCUGCCACCGCGACGACGAGGCCGCCAGCCAGUUCCUGAAGCGCGCGUUCCAGCUCCCCAAGAGGCGGUGACGCUACGCUUUGCGCCGCUAUUUGCAGCCAGUUGCAGACUCUAAUUCGUGUGGAUUAUGUGUGUGUGGUGUGGGAGACAAAUAAUUGAUCGCUUGAAAAGCGUUCGCAAAAGCUUCUGCACGGGAAGAGAAGUUCGCCUCAUAUCUGAAAGUUAAUCAAAAGAUUAGCCACCACAACAAGUACAACGCAAAGGGCCUGUCCUAAAUCAAUCAUCUAGCCGCGUCACACAAACGCCAAACACUACAAGGAGCAACAACUUCAGCCGGCCAUACUUUGCCAACGCACUAUCCACCCUUGAAUGCCUAAAAGGAGACGGCAAGUGGAUAGCGGGACUCGGUCGGGACCGGAAAAAGGCAUCCUCUUGGAGCACCGGCAGCUGUGUACUUAGCGCCCUCGAAGAUCAACUUGAACCAGCGGCAAGCACCGAAGAACCACCUCACAUGACCAUAAGGCCAAGUCUCCACCCUCGAUGCUCUCAACAAUGUAACGACGCCAAACGCCGCCAUCGCCGGUCCUGCAACAGACCAAGACUUUCGCCCAGAGACCCCAACCCGAUCAAGAAGGGGAGAUGCCGACACACCUUGACGAUGCCUCUAAGGAGGGAAACGACACCCACUGGCGCCGUCGUCGUCAGCUCCGACUGAAGACGAGCAGGAUUUUCAUCCAAACCGUCGCACAUCUCCCACCCCUACCACCGGAUUUGGCCGCAUAGUCGAUGGUAUUGUGAGGUUCCGCAGAUAACUGAAGUUCAGAACAUGAGAGGCAGGCAGGCAGGUACAGUUCAGAAGGUGAAAACGAACUCAAAUGUAAUCAUAUUGAUUGUUGACAAA